Molecule: messenger RNA, 1033 nt
Organism: Parathielavia appendiculata
Lineage: Eukaryota; Fungi; Ascomycota; Sordariomycetes; Sordariales; Chaetomiaceae
Product: Phosphoribosylformimino-5-aminoimidazole carboxamide ribotide isomerase
Exons: 3
Coding region: 189-971 (260 amino acids)
Biological process (GO): L-tryptophan biosynthetic process; L-histidine biosynthetic process
Cellular component (GO): cytoplasm
Molecular function (GO): 1-(5-phosphoribosyl)-5-[(5-phosphoribosylamino)methylideneamino]imidazole-4-carboxamide isomerase activity
Source: RefSeq, a predicted model, not a curated record
CAAGCACUGCCCCUCCGACUUCUUGGGAGGUUGAGAGCCCCUCAACACCAAAACAGUCAUCUCCUUUCCAGGCUCUCUACACAGAGUAGAGACUGAGGAUAGGUUCUGGAUGCUGCGGCACCAUCCCUUUUGCUUGAGGGCUAAAUUGAGUUUGGACACAAUUUGAAGCCUGAGACUGCAGUCCAAAAAUGACGCGGUUCCGGCCGUGUAUUGAUCUGCACGCAGGCCAAGUCAAGCAGAUUGUCGGCGGAACUCUAGACAGCAAGACCUCCUCGCUCCAAACAAACUUUGUCUCGUCCCAUCCGCCAGCCUACUUCGCUCACCUUUACCGGGUCAAUGGCCUCACCGGCGCCCACGUCAUCAUGCUUGGUCCCGGGAACCAGGAUGCUGCCCGCGAGUCACUUGCAGCAUGGCCUGGGGGCUUGCAGGUCGGCGGUGGCAUUAACGACUCCAAUGCCAAGGAGUGGAUAGAUGCUGGUGCUGAGAAGGUUAUCAUCACCUCUUUCCUCUUCCCCAACGGCACCUUCUCACAAGCACGCCUUGACUCGGUCCUCGCCGCCUUGGACGGUGACAGGAACAAGCUGGUCAUAGAUCUCAGCUGUCGACGACACGGCGGCGGAGACAGGUGGUUCGUGGCCAUGGACAAAUGGCAGACCAUCACCGACAUGGAAGUCUGCGAAGAGUCCAUUAAAGAGCUGGAACCAUACUGCUCCGAGUUCCUGAUUCACGCGGCCGACAACGAGGGGCUGCAGAGGGGUGUCGACGAGAAGUUGGUUGAGAAACUGGCACAGUGGUGCAGCCUCCCAGUGACCUACGCCGGCGGGGGGCGGAGUCUGGAGGACCUGGAAAAAGUGAAGGAGCUAAGUGGCGGGAAGGUUGAUCUGACUAUUGGAAGCGCCCUGGAUUGCUUUGGGGGCAGCGGCGUUACGCUGGCCGAGUGUGUCGAGUGGAAUCGCCAGCAGGAGUCGUAGGCAAUACACAAUCAAAUCAAGUACAAGUUCAAAGGGGCUACUUCUCAGCCCAACUCUCCCAC